AUGGCCGGUUGGUUUGCCGUUAUAUACAGUGCUUUUCAGAAAAUCCCAUGGACUGGAUCCGAUCAGGCCAAGAAGGCUGUGCUGUACAUGCCGCCGAAGGAACGAGAUCACUUCCCCCGUCUACGCUCGGCCACAUGGUCCACGGAUUGGAUACGAUGGCGGUGGUAUAUCACGGGAUCCGAUCCAGGGACUAUGUCGAUAUCGAAGCUCGUCCGUGAACGCUCCAUACGAGCCAUCUCGAGUCCGAUCAGUAGGGCUGGUCUAGGUGGUCCACGGACUAGAUCCGAUAUGAUGACCCGUCUGGGUGGUCCGCAGACUGGAUCCGAUCCAUGGACCAUCUCGAUAUCGAGCAGGGUCCCCCGGCCACAUGGUCCACGGAUUGGAUCCGAUGACGAGGAGUGCCGACAUCUCACGUGA
Molecule: messenger RNA, 417 nt
Organism: Rhinocladiella mackenziei CBS 650.93
Lineage: Eukaryota; Fungi; Ascomycota; Eurotiomycetes; Chaetothyriales; Herpotrichiellaceae
Exons: 1
Coding region: 1-417 (138 amino acids)
Source: RefSeq, a predicted model, not a curated record